CUUGACAACUCUUCAUUUGUUUAUUAGUUCUCCAAAAACAUUUUUUGAGAAAUUGGGAGAUUUUGUCUAUGUAAGCAGGUAAACUGAGAAAAGCAAAACCAAAAAUAGCAAGGUAUGGGUCCAAAGGCUGUCACAUUCUCAGAAGAGGAUAAAGCCAUUGUGAACAAGCUGAAUGCCCUGCUGGACCAACUUCAUGUUCCAAGUCGUAUCAACACGGUGGCUGACAUUGGGGCUGGGGUGUUUGUCACAUUGUAUGAAGGGCUAUGUGGAGAACAGCUCCCAGGUAUAAUAAGGUCAGCCAGUACAAGAGAGGAUGAAAUUCAUAACUGUCAGAUUGUGAUAGACUCACUAGCUGGUGAUGUUCUGCACACGUCCCUCACUCACAUCAGUGGGGCAGAUGUUAUUGAUGGAAGCAGAGAGGGGAUCAACAACCUUGCUGAGAUAUUCUCAGGUCUGCUGGAAUACAUGCUCAACAAGAUUGAUAGCGAUGCUUCCACAGAUAAUGAAGAAGAUGGUCAGAAUUUAACUACUGAUGACCCUGAUCUGAUCACACGGGAACAGAUAGACGAGAUACUGGAGUCAGAACUGCGGAGAGAGAGGCUUAUAAAUGAGGCAGCGGGCAUCAAAAAUGCAGGUCCCACAGCUAGAUGGGUAGAAGAGUCUAGUCCACCCAGAAGGAGACGAGGAGAAGACAAAGAUGGCCUGGAUUUAACUGUAGAGGAUUUGUCUCUAUCUCCAGCAAAAGACCAAGUUGACUCCACAGCCGAUUUAAUAAGAGAAACUGAAGAGCUUGAGAGGCGUUUAUUGGAAGAGAAAAGAAUCCUUGAAGCAACAAAACAACAGAAAGAAAGACUGCUCAACAGUAGAACUGAUAGAGAAUCAAGAUUUACUGGGGAUACCGAGCGAAUGCCAGAACCCAAGACUUCACAGCCACAAGACUCGAACAGAGGGAGAAAGUCUCCUGUAGCUGAGAGACCAGAGAAAACUGAAGGUUUAGUUAGAGAGAGGGAGAGUAGGGCUGAUUUAAUACGGCGAUUGGAGAACGAUCCUCGGUACAAGUAUAUGCUGCCGCCUUCACAAAGUCAGACACAGGCACAGGAUGAGGAAACUGACGAGACAUUUAAAAGUCUACAGAAUAUGGUGGAAGAAACGGCAGCCAUGGCACGUGCAGCAGUAGACUGCAGCCCAUCACGUGCAAAGUCAAUGUUAGAGAAUUUAGAGGCAGUUAAUUCACAAAGGAGGGCGGUUGCUGCUUCUAAAUCUCCAUUCAGAGGUCAGGGAAGGUCAGGGGUCAAUGUUAGGUCAAGGAGGGAUCAGCAAGAUCUUAGACAAAGAACAAACAAACGUGCCUCACCCUCUGCUAGAAGAGCCAGUCCUAAAGCCACUGACAAACUCUCUGAUACUGAGCUUACACCAAGCAGGGCAAAGAGGAAGGUAUCAUUCUUGGUCGAGCGGUCGUUAACAGAUUCAAGUCCAAGUGUAGGAAACCCUAGUCCUGUAAAGGGAAGAACUGGUGCCAAAUCAAGAAGUUCAGCUGCUGCUAGUGGUAGUUAUCUGUCCUUUGAAGACAUGUACAGUGACAAGGAAAAUACCAGCUAUGAAGACAGACUGAAGAAACAGUACCAUGAUAUCCUGGCUAAUCUCUCGGAUGAAGGUUCACCAGAAAGGUUUCGAUCAGCUGCUGAUUACAGGAAGGACAAGUACAAACAACUGGCCAGUAGACCACGAGCUCUCUAUACAGUGGGAGAUACUCAGAAACUUGUAGAACAAGAAAAACAAUCUGGGAAGAAAAAGAUAGGUUUCUUGCAGAAGAUUUAUCGUGAGGAUUUAGAUGAGCUUCUAGAUGAAGCAGAAUAUCUGAUGGGUAAAAACAGACAGACAGCAAAAGAAAUGGAAAAAGAAUAUCAGAAAAAGAUGUUUUCGGGUGUAAAAACAAAGCCAAAAGAAGAAAAAGAAGGUCCGUCAGUACUAAAGAAGAAAACUCGUAGAGCUCAACCAAAGGCUGUCAGUAGUAAGGUGAAGAAAUCAACUCCAGGAACCAGUCUCGUCAAACCUCAAAAGAAAACAUUAACCAUCAAAGAUGAUGAUGAUAUUUUGCCAAUGUUGUUAGAGGAGUUUCCACAUUUACACCUAUCCCUUCACACAUGGCACGAGUUGUGGCGUAAAGGGCUUACACAGAUUGAGCAGGUAACUCGUGCUCACCAAGAAGUCAGGAGGAAAAAAUCUCAUGCUCAAAAUCAGUUGGAGGAAGCGGAGAAGAGACAGGAAAUUCUCGUAAACAUCAUGAAAAAAGAAUUGGAACACAACCAGAGAUUGAAAGAGAUAAAAGAACGUCAAGCAAGCGCUAUAUCAUCUCGUAACAAGAUCCAUGAGAGACGUAUGCAGUCAGCGAGAUCAAGGCAUUAUUACGAUGAGUACCAAGUUAGAAUGAGAUCCAAAAUGUUAAAGAGAAGAACUAGAGAAGAAAUGGUAUUCAAAAAGUUGUUCAAAGAUGGUUUGGAGAUUCAGAAAGAAAGAAUUUCUGAACUGAGGAAAUACGCUAAGGAGCAGAGAGAUGGUCAGGCAAAAACACAGCGAGAUGAGAUAGAAUCUAUGGAAAAUUAUUAUCGUGACCAAUUCCAAAUGUUAGCAGAGAAUAUUGCCAAGGAGAAGAAGGAAUUAGAAGUCCGGGAGAAAGCUCAGCACAAGGCAUUAUCCACAAUGAAGAAAGAUUUACGAAAGAAAAUGGAAGGUGAGAUUAAGUUGCUGCAGGAACAACUAGUCAGAGAUGAUGAUGAUACGUACUUCCGACAGCUAGACGCUGAUAGAGUUAUACAUGACCUAAAGAUGGCCAAAUAUCAAGUGCGGGUCUAACAAGAGUUCUCUCAUAAUAGAUGCAAUUCUCUCCAGCAAAUAUUCAUAUAUUGUUGCAUAACAUCCAGACUCUGACAGUAGAGUGACUUUUGCGGACAUGUAAAAAUGUAGACAUCUUAAAAAAUUUAAUCACACAUCUCAGCGUGUUUAUAAUGACUUAGAGUAGAAUAUUUAAUGGAGAGCAUUGUAUUUGAUAGGGUUGAUCUGUGAUAUUUUAUUGUUAUCACUGUGUUUUUAUUAUUGCCAUCACUGUGAUUAUAUUGAAACAAUGUCUGUCGUUUUGUGCCGAGGAAAGAAGCAUUUAUAUAUGAAACCUUUAUUAUUUAUAGUGGAAUAAUUCUCAUGGAAUUUUUUAGUUGUCAUUGGUUCACUUCUGAAGUCAAUGUUCCUGUGAAAUAUCUGUUUAGGUUGAAACCACAAAUUUAAUGCUGAAUGAUACAGGCUCGUUAUAAACAAAACAACGUGAGCAUUUAAAGGUUAAAUCUUUAUCGCAUAUUUGAUGUUGUUUGACACUGUAGGAGUGAAAUAAAGCCAUUUUAUAAUUUUGGUAUUAGGCUAGUGAAAUAACAUUUCAACAUUGGUGUUGUAGAGGAAGCAAAGAUAAUGUUGGUCGAAUUGACUUGAUCUAUAAUAGGUAAAGAAGGAAGAUAUUUCAAUGUUUCAGCGGAAAAAGCUAAAAUGUGGUAUAACGAAUUUCUCUGUCCAUGUUGUACGAAUGUUAAAUCACAAGGUCUGGUAUUUAAGUUGAUAACAGCAUCAUUAGUUUGUAUUUUUAAAAGUAAUGAAGCAUUCUUAAAUGUACCAAACAAAAAUGAUACUUAUAUUUGUUUUUUAUUAAACUCAUUAAAUAAAAUGAUAAAAUGCUGGGCAGAGUCUCUGCAUUUUAUUAUAUUGAACUUGUUAAAUAAUUUCAAAGACACUCAGGUUAGCUGCUUUGUGCAGUUUUGGUCCUUUUUUUGCCUUUUCAUCAUGAAAUAAUUUUGUGUUUUCUUUCUUGUGCCAAAAAAAAUAUUGGCACUGUACCCCUACUAUUGACAGAUGAAAUGAUUAAUUCAUCAAAGCUAUAUUUGCGUAUGUUUCACCACAUUUAUGCAUAAAAAUCCAAAGGAUAGUAGGCUCAUUCAGUACCGCCAGUUUCGAAAGACCAGGACCCGUAAUCAUAAAGCUCCUAAGGAGAAAACUUAGGAAAAUCCUUAACUUUGUAAAAUUUCCUAAACAACAUAACACAAAAGAAAAGUGUAGACUUUAUAAGAUUUAUUGAUAAUCUUCAUUGCUAUGCCAGACUAUAUGUGACAAUAUUGUUAAGACAUUCCAACUAUCUCGACGAUAGUCCACAAAAUGCUUUGGAACUUUUCCCUUAGUUAGUCCCUUAUGGAAAAUUUUCCCUUAGGAGCUUUAUGAAUACCGGCCCUGGACUAAAUAACUAUAUCUGGCUGGAAAGAUGUGUGGGUCUCUUCCUCAGGAAACUUCAGCUUCUUCCCUAGGUCUACCAGCAAUCUCUCACUUCUUGUAUUCAUGUAGAAUACCAGUACUUGUUGAUGUUGGAGACUUCUUCCCGCCUUCUCUGACAGUGUUCAUAGAUUCUGGUCUUGUCCAGUUAAGGGGUCUUCCAUUCUUCCUCUCUUUCUCCAGGAUGUCUGCUGACUCACAAAGAACUUGCUCGUAGCCCCAUUUUACAUCCCAUAUUUUUGGUAAAUUUUAAGAAUAUGGUAACCCCUAUGUCACAGUUAAUUGUUGUAUACUUUAUGAAAAUUGAAUCUACUUCCAUUAAACACAAUUUCACAUUCUUGUUUUAUUGCACUAAAUAUCUUACAGUAAUCAUGUUAGUGUAAUCCAAUAUUUGCCCCUCUGUUUGUCUCAGAUAAGAUAUUUAUACAGAAAGAAUUCCCGAAGAAUUCAACAAAACAGCUUUUUAAUGGACCAAAAAAUGUUAUGGUUUAAUCUGUUAGUUGUUUUUAUUCCCCCUUUUUAGGACUUAACAAAUGUUACAGUUACAUCUUUACAUUUUGUGCUCAGUGCUAAUGAAAUGCGGUAUAGGUCAUCAGAAUGAAGUGGAUAUGGACACAGUAUUGCGAAUUUUGCAUAAGAUUUUUUUUUUGAGUUUGUCUCGUUUUUUAGCUCAGCUGUCACAAAGUGACAAGGUGAGCUUUUGUAAUCGCGCGGCGUCCGUUGUCCGUCGUCAGUCCGUCCGUGCGUGCGUGCGUGCGUCCGUAAACUUUUGCUUGUGACCACUCUAGAGGUCACAUUUUUCAUGGGAUCUUUAUGAAAGUUGGUCAGAAUGUUCACCUUGAUGAUAUCUAGGUCAAGUUCGAAACUUGUUCACGUGCCAUCAAAAACUAGGUCAGUAGGUCUAAAAAUAGAAAAACCUUGUGACCUCUCUAGAGGCCAUAUAUUUUACAAGAUCUUCAUGAAAAUUGGUCAGAAUGUUCAACUUGAUGAUAUCUAGGUCAAGUUCGAAACUGGGUCACGUGGGGUCAAAAACUAGGUCAGUAGGUCUAAAAAUAGAAAAACCUUGUGACCUCUCUAGAGGCCAUAUUUUUCAUGAGAUCUUCAUGAAUAUUGGUCAGAAUGUUCACCUUGAUGAUAUCUAGGUCAAGUUCGAAACUGGGUCACAUGGGGUCAAAAACUAGGUCAUUAGGUCUAAAAAUAGAAAAACCUUGUGACCUCUCUAGAGGCCAUAUUUCUCAAUGGAUCUUCAUGAAAAUUGGUCAGAAUGUUCAGCUUGAUGAUAUCAAGGUCAAGUUCGAAACUGGGUCACGUGGGGGUAAAAACUAGGUCAGUAGAUCUAAAAAAAGAAAAACCUUGUGACCUCUCUAGAGACCAUAUUUUUCAUGAGAUCUUCAUGAAUGUUGGUCAGAAUGUUCACCUUGAUGAUAUCUAGGUCAGGUUCGAAACUGGGUAACAUGGGGUCAAAAACUAGGUCAGUAGGUCUAAAAAUAGAAAAACCUUGUGACCUCUCUAGAGGCCAUAUUUUUCAAUGGAUCUUCAUGAAAAUUGGUGAGAAUGUUCAGCUUGAUGAUAUCUAGGUCAGGUUCGUAACUGGGUCAUGUGCGGUCAAAAACUAGGUCAGUAGGUCUAAAAAUAGAAAAACCUUGUGACCUCUCUAGAGGCCAUAUUUUUCACGAGAUCUUCAUGAAAAUUGGUGAGAAUGUUUACCUUGAUGAUAUCUAGGUCAAAUUUAAAAGUGGGUCACGUGGGGUCAAAAACUAGGUCAUUAGGUCAAAUAAUAGAAAAACCUUGUGAUCUCUCUAGAGGCCAUAUUUUUCAAUGGAUCUUCAUGAAAAUUGGUCAGAAUUUUUUAUCUUGAUGAUAUCUAGGUCACAUGUGCUCAAAAACUAGGUCACUUUGUCAAGUAAUAGAAAUAACGACGUCAUACUCAGUUCAACACUGGGUCAUGUGGGGAUAGGUGAGCGAUUCAGGACCAUCAUGGUCCUCUUGUUUAUUUAUUCUAUCAAGCAUUUUUAAUAUUGGCAUCAUUCUUGUUUAUCAUUUUCUUUUUUAAAGACUCACAAUACAGUUUGAGUCAUCGGUACAUUUAGAUUGUUGUAAAUUCUUGAAUGAAAUAGAAUGUGUUUGGUUUGUUGAAGGUAAAUGGUUUAGACUGGAAUAAAUGAUAUGCUAGAAGUGUUUUAUCACAAUGGUUGAAAUAAAAAAUUUCUGAGGUUUGACAACACAAGCACUUCUUGUAAGAAAUUUAAUAUGUAGUUUUCAAAACUGGGUCAUCUGGGAUCAAAAACUAAGUCAUGUUACCACUAAGAAAAUUAAAAUUACUAGGAUUGUUCAGGUGUAUUGAUUAGAAAAAAAAAUCUGGCCACCAGAGGGCGAUGCUAGUUUUUAUAUUUGUUUUAUACCUGUUUGAGCUGUGAAACAAUCUAGGGUUAGUACAGCCUUCUUGUUUAAUGAAAUUUGAUUUCUUCAAUAUGCUUUCAAAAAAAAGUGAAAAAAUAAACAAAAAACAAUUAAUUAUGUCUCUCAUAAAUAGAAUACAUUUAGGAGAUAUACUUGAGAAUUUCUAGAAACGAAAUUCUCAGUAUAUGCAUUUCUUUAUCCAUUCUUUGCUUCAUCAAGUCCAUUUAGCAAAAAAAAAGGAGUAACUUAGUUAAUUAUUAUACUGAUAUAGAAAAGCUACAGUCCUGCGAAAAUUUUUUAUAAAUAUACUCGAUAUAGCAGGAACACCAAUAAAGUAAUUUUAUAGAAGGUUUAAUAGUACUAUGAUUUGCUAGAAAAAGUAUUAAAAUAGCAUAUACUUUAAAAGUGAACUUAGGACUUUUAGACCAUUUCAACAUGCAUACACUUUUGAGGUUUGGUGUAUUAUUCGGCAAAACAAGUUGGGGCUUUACCAGUGGGAAAUGUAAAUAAUGUUGUAUUGAGUCUUGUGUAUAUAUUUACAGAUGUGAACUUUAUAUUGAUAUUUCUAGAAAAUAAAAGAUAUGUUGAUAA
Mercenaria mercenaria is the source of this 7293-nucleotide messenger RNA. RefSeq names its product centrosomal protein of 95 kDa-like. NCBI's taxonomy places the organism in Eukaryota, Metazoa, Mollusca, Bivalvia, Venerida, Veneridae. The transcript is spliced from 21 exons. The record is from RefSeq and is a predicted model, not a curated record. Gene Ontology annotation, cellular component: spindle pole; centrosome. The coding region runs from base 115 to 2853 and encodes 912 amino acids.